Xenopus laevis (African clawed frog) is the source of this 4524-nucleotide messenger RNA. RefSeq names its product cullin 4A L homeolog (gene cul4a.L). The record is from RefSeq and is a predicted model, not a curated record. Bases 327 to 2588 code for a protein of 753 amino acids. Gene Ontology annotation, cellular component: Cul4A-RING E3 ubiquitin ligase complex; cullin-RING ubiquitin ligase complex. NCBI's taxonomy places the organism in Eukaryota, Metazoa, Chordata, Amphibia, Anura, Pipidae. Gene Ontology annotation, biological process: ubiquitin-dependent protein catabolic process; DNA damage response; proteasome-mediated ubiquitin-dependent protein catabolic process. Gene Ontology annotation, molecular function: ubiquitin protein ligase binding. The transcript has 22 exons.
UCGGGAUCACCUGUAAACUGCUCCUUUUCCGGAAGUCGAGCGUUUGUUUGUAAGUCAUUGCCGCAAAGAAAAUCCGCGGCAUCUAAAGAGUCUUGGGGCACUUGUUAUGGGACCUGACUAGCAGCUAUUGUGAUUGACCAUCUUUCUUUAUGGCAGGGUCUGUAGAUAUACACUCAGGAUCAGAGCAGAUGUCUCACAAAGCACAUUGCAGGAUUUCCAGUGAACAGAUGGAGAAAGAGCUCUGCUGAUGCUCAUUCUUGGAACCUUUGUUGUUAUCUAAUUUUUCCAUGUUGUUUAAUCCUUGAGUUGCUCACCAAUGUUCCACAAUGGCACAGGAAACUCACAAAAAAACAAACUUUUCAACACUUGCUGGACAUACCAAUGGUCUCACAAAGUCCUCAGCCUUGACCUCUAAGCCCACAGCUUCCAAAAAAUUAAUUAUUAAAAAUUUUAAAGAUAAACCAAAACUGCCUGACAGCUAUACUCAGGACACAUGGCAAAAACUCCAGGAGGCAGUGAAUGCCAUAGAAAGCAGCACAUCUAUAAAAUACAACCUGGAAGAGUUAUACCAGGCUGUAGAAAAUUUAUGCUCCUAUAAAGUUUCUCAUACCCUUUACAAACAACUUCGUCAAGUAUGUGAAGAACACAUGAAAGCUCAAAUACAUCAGUUCAGGGAAGAAUCUCUAGACAGCUUUUUAUUUUUAAAAAAGGUUAACAGAUGUUGGAAGGAUCACUGCAGACAAAUGAUUAUGAUCAGAAGUAUUUUUUUAUUUUUGGAUCGUACUUAUGUCCUUCAAAACUCCAUGCUUCCAUCAAUAUGGGAUAUGGGAUUAGAACUGUUUCGCAGCCAUGUUAUCAGUGAUAGGAUGGUUCAGAACAAAAUGAUUGAUGGGAUCCUGAAGCUCAUUGAGCAAGAACGCUCUGGGGAGGCUGUAGAUCGAAGCUUGCUGAGAAGUUUAUUGGGCAUGUUGUCGGACUUACAAGUGUACAAAGAGUCAUUUGAGGCGAAAUUUUUAGAGGAAACAAACUGUUUGUAUGCUGCUGAAGGCCAAAGGCUGAUGCAAGAAAGAGAGGUACCUGAGUAUCUUCAUCAUGUGAACAGGCGUUUAGAAGAAGAGGUGGACAGAGUUAUUACAUAUUUGGACCAUGGGACACAUAAACCACUGAUUGCUUGUGUGGAAAAACAGCUUCUAGGCGAGCAUUUAACUGCUGUUUUGCAAAAAGGUUUGAAAAAUAUGCUUGAUGAAAACAGAGAUGCAGAAUUGACUCUGAUGUAUCAACUCUUUAGUCGGGUUAAAGGUGGUCAAAUAAUACUACUGCAGCACUGGGGUGAAUAUAUUAAGAAUUUUGGAAGUGGAUUAGUUGUUAAUCCUGAAAAAGACAAAGACAUGGUUCAGGAGCUCCUGGAUUUCAAGGAUAAAGUAGACCACAUAAUAGAAGUUUGCUUCCAGAAGAAUGAGAAGUUUGUGAACACUAUGAAAGAAUCAUUUGAAACUUUUAUCAAUAGAAGAGCAAACAAGCCAGCAGAACUCAUAGCCAAAUAUGUGGAUUCCAAGUUACGCUCUGGAAACAAAGAAGCAACAGAUGAAGAACUGGAGAGACUUCUGGAUAAAAUAAUGAUCAUAUUUCGAUUCAUCCAUGGCAAAGAUGUUUUUGAAGCCUUUUACAAAAAAGAUUUGGCUAAAAGACUGCUGGUUGGGAAAAGUGCCUCUGUAGAUUCUGAGAAGUCAAUGCUUUCUAAACUUAAACACGAAUGUGGUGCUGCAUUUACCAGUAAGCUUGAAGGGAUGUUUAAAGAUAUGGAACUCUCCAAAGAUGUAAUGGUUCAGUUCAAGCAGCAUAUGCAAAACCACAGUGACCCAGGCAACAUAGACUUGACCGUGAAUAUACUGACAAUGGGAUACUGGCCAAGCUAUACCCCAAUGGAUGUCCAUUUACCAGCAGAGAUGGUGAAACUUCAGGAAGUAUUUAAGACCUUUUAUUUAGGAAAACACAGUGGCAGAAGACUACAGUGGCAGUCAACACUUGGCCAUGCAGUUCUGAAGGCUGAUUUUAAAGAAGAGAAAAAAGAACUGCAAGUGUCGCUCUUUCAGACCUUGGUACUUCUCUUGUUUAAUAAGGGGGAUGACAUUGGCUUUGAAGAAAUUAAAAUCACAACUGGAAUUGAGGAUAAUGAACUGAGAAGAACACUGCAGUCCCUUGCUUGUGGUAAAGCCAGAGUUUUAAAUAAAUCACCAAAGAGCAAAGAUGUGGAGGAUGGAGACAAGUUUUGCUUUAAUGCCGACUUUAAGCACAAACUAUACAGAAUCAAAAUAAACCAAAUACAAAUGAAAGAAACUGUAGAAGAACAAGUUAAUACAACAGAGAGGGUUUUCCAAGACCGGCAGUAUCAGAUUGAUGCAGCUAUUGUGCGCAUAAUGAAGAUGAGAAAAACCCUCACUCAUAAUCUUUUGGUCUCUGAGCUUUACAAUCAACUGAAAUUCCCUGUAAAGCCAGGAGACUUGAAGAAAAGAAUUGAAUCCCUCAUAGAUAGAGACUACAUGGAAAGGGACAAAGACAAUUCAAAACAGUACCAUUAUCUGGCAUGAACAACAAACCUGGACUUUAAUAGAAAACAAAGCUGCAGCAGUCGCAAUAAAGAACCAGCGCUUAAUUUCUCUCUAGUGUUCCUGCUCUGAGUGACAAGAAAAUAUCUUCAUGCCCCGUCCCCAACGUACCUUAGGAAAUUUGAAUUUGUUUUCUUUAUCAUAUAUUCUUGUUUGUGUGACAGCUUAGAAUGGAUUGUUGCUAGUUUAAUGGCACAAAUACACUGCAUUUUUUUUUAAUUUUUAAUUUUUUUUCUGUUAUAGCAUUUGAUCUCACACCAUAAGGGUCAGGCCACACAUGACGUUUUGGGGAGAUUUGGUCGCCUGGCGACUAAUCGCCUUGUUUUUGCGGCGACCAAUCUCCCCAAACGCCUGUCCCUCAGUGCUGCAAUAUUUAUUACUGGCUAUGAGGAUUACAAUCAGGAGACUUGUGUUGUGUUAUCUUGGUGGUCAGGAAAUAAACCAGCUAUAAAACAAAACUUUCUGUGUAGCUGCAUAACAGACUGUGCUAGAUCUCCCAAUAUCUACUUAUUUUUAAUUGGCAUUUGGAGUUUGGACAAGAUAAAAAGAAAUUGUCUCUGCCUUACUGAUUUCUUAGUGAUGCAACAUACACAGAAGGAGCCCUUUGUCUUCAGCAGAGGAGCGAUGUGUUGUGUUUCUGCUCCAUAUACAUAUGUAAAUUAGGGGACUUUUUCUCACACAGAAAAUUACUUUCCAGUCAGUCCCCCAAUCAUUUCUUCAUCCAAAAACACAGCAACUUCUGAUCAGCCAGGCAUACAUCAAUCUACAAUCCUCCCUGUUUGCACUCAACUACAUACAUUCCCAAGUGAGCUAUUCAUUGAUACACACCAUCCAACAACAUCUAACUGCACAUUCUUCUGAACACCACACCUAUUUAACUGCCAUUUACCAGCCACAUCACCUAUGAACUGCUCUCAUGGAUACAUCACUACCUGAAUCCUGCUACACACACAGUCAUUCCACAAUAUGCCAAGACAAACAUGUACACAUAUCCUUCCUCCAGAAAAGUCAUCCAACCAUGCAAAGCCAACUACAAAUACCCACAGCUAACCACAUCCAUUGAACCACACAGCACACAUACUCCUCAAACCCAAACUACACAUCAGUCUGCCAACACUCCCAUAAAUCAACAACUAUCAUCCAUAAAGCACCACGCUACUCAAACACAUUCAUCUGUUUACCUCUAUGGUAACACAGUCCCUUAAAGGGGUGGUUCAUUGUUGAACUUUCAAAUGGGGGCCACUGACCCCCUCUAAAAAAAACAAAUGUUCUUUAAGGCUACAAAUGUAUUGUUAUUGCUGCUUUUUAUUACUCCUCUUUCUAUUCAGGCUUCUCCUAUUCAUAUUUCAGUCUCUUAUUCAAAUCAAUGCACGGUUGCUAGGGGAAUUUGGACCCUAGCUGAAAUUGCAAAUUGAAAAGCUACUGAAUAAAAAGUGAAAUAACGCAAAAAAACCCACAAAUAAUAACAAAUAAAUUGUCUCAGAAUAUCAAUCUCUACACCAUACUAAAAAUUAAACAACCCCUCUCUAUUUUGAACUUUCCACUGCAAACACAGCUAUGCAACUGUGCACAAAUCCUUUCUCCAUCACAAACAUCCAACCGACCUAACCUGUUUGCAACAACACCCGCGCACACUUCUGUCCACAAACAUACCCAAUCGAAUAUGCCGAUCAAUGUCUUUCUCUUUCUCCCUCUAUGUCUGUCCUUCUUUUUUGUGUAUUAAAUAUUGUUUCAUUAGUUUGCCUUACCAUGUGACAUUGAAAAACUGAUAAAGCAAACAGUAUUGCAGUAACUGUUGCUGCAAUUUCCAGGAACAUUCAAUAUGCAAUUUCUAAAAUUAUUUGAAAUUAAUUUGCUUGUUUACAGUAAACAAUGUAAGCUAUGGGCAUUUGCUUUUGCUAAUAAAAUAUUUAAAGCA